CCUGGCUUUUUCGUGUGCAUUCGACCGUUCGAAUGUUCUAAGGGUUGAUUUUUCGCACUCUGGCGAAGGACGCGUGAAAUGCAACACGUAAAUUGAACUCAACGACAUCUAGUUGCUGCCGAAGUAGGUAAUUGAGCAUCAGCUGGGAAGUCAGCUGUGUUUCUGUCGUGUCUUGGACAUAAAUAUUAUACUCGAAUAAUACGUAUACCACCAUUAGAUAUAGAGUAAACAAGCGUUUAAAUACAUUCAUCUGUGAUUUUGUAAUUUUAUUUAUGCGGAAUUCUAUGAAAACACUAUUUGGAAUGAUUAUUUAAACGAAAGUCUCGUUGAGCAGGCCUACGUAGAAAACCAUGAAGACCUUGCGACGUAAGGCGGUGCGUACAUGUCAAUGACGAUUUUGUUUAAUACCACUCAUUCGAGCUCCAGCUGCCGAACUUUUUCACCUUUCUCGCGUGAUGUUAUUUACUACUAUGAGCUAUAUUCAGCUGCAGUAAUGGAGAACAACGACCGACGCAAAAAAGAAGUAACCGCAUCGGGCAACAAAUGACUUUUUUUUAAAAAAAACAUUUAAAACAUUUGUUUCAGGUACAGUGAAAGAAAAUUUCUACGAAGUUAUAACUACAGUUGUUUUUGUCAAAAUGGGUGGUGCUGUUAGUGCUGGAGAAGAUAAUGAUGAACUUAUUGAUAAUUUACUUGAAGCUGAUUACAUAAAAAGCCCAUGUGUAGAACGUGUUUUUCGGGCUGUAGAUCGGGCUCAUUAUUUUACCCCUGAGUUUCAAGACAAUGCUUACAAGGACUUAGCAUGGAAAAGUGGCAAUUUACAUUUAUCAGCCCCAUGCAUAUAUAGUGAAGUAAUGGAAAGUUUAUGUCUCUCUCCUGGACUGAGUUUCUUAAAUUUAGGUUCAGGAACCGGUUAUUUGAGUACUAUGGCAGGUUUAAUACUGGGUCCAUAUGGUACAAAUCAUGGUAUAGAAAUCCAUCAAGAUGUUGUUAAUUAUGCAAUUUGUAAAUUAGAGGAAUUUAAAAAAACAUCUACUGCUCUGGAUGAAUAUGAAUUCUGUGAACCAAAAUUCAUAAAUGGUAAUUGUUUGAAUCUUGGGUCUGAUGUACAUCAGUACGAUAGAGUGUAUUGUGGUGCUGCUUGUCCUGAAAACCAUGAAAACUACAUGAAGAAUCUCAUAAAGAUUGGUGGUAUUUUGGUUAUGCCUCUAAAUGAUCAACUUCUUCAAAUUACUCGGACAUCAGAAACAAGCUGGGAUGCUAAAUCAGUUCUUCCAGUUUCCUUUGCUCCAUUGUUGCAACCUGAACAAAAUGGUUUGAAAGGGCUCAUUCUUCUCCCUGACAGUGAGCCCUUGUCUUUGCAAGAUGCUUGCCGGUCAUCAAUUCGAAACAUUUUACGUCGCAACAUCGAAGUGGAACAUCCAUCUGUUAAAAAUAGGCGGCGACGUGUGCCUAGAAAAAAGAUGAAGAAAAGAGCUUUAAGACGCUUUGUAAUUCCAAUCUUUGAGGAGUCGGAUGAUGAAAAUUUUGGGCCAGUCAUCACUGAUGAUGAGGAGGUAGGCGAAAGAGUUGGGGAAAGGGGAGGUCUUAUUUAUGAUGUUCAAAGAGAACGUGUUGGUCAAAUCACUGCUGUAAUUGAACUUGGCCGCACACGACCUGCCAGUCAUCGCCAGAAUACAACUCAAAACCCUUCUGUGCUGGAUGAUGAGGCACCACAAACGGCUCCAAUUCUUCCAUCUAUUUCAUCUGAUGAACAAAAAGAAACCACUCAGAGUGUUGCUAGCAGAUCAGAACAAGUUGAAAAAACAUCUAGCCAUGAAGAUGAAAAUAAAGACAUGAUGAUGGUGCUCGAAACAACACAAGAAGACACUGAUCUCAAAACACAUGAACAAGAUCCUUUAGAAAAUUCAGCUUCCCAAGAAUUGGAUUCGCAGAUUACCAAUAAUGAUGAAAUUAUGAAUGUUAUGGGUCCUCGCAAAAAGAUACCUAAAAGAAAGAAGUCUGAUAGUGGUGUAGGGGAUGAAAUAGAAAAUGGAAAAGGUCUGAGUUCUGACUCUGAUCAUGAAGAAGAUAGAACAUAUAUGGAAAUAGAUUCUGAUUCAGAUUUUUCGGAUGCAGUGCCUGCUGUGAAGAGAACAUAUCAAUCUGAUGCAAGUGGUCAGGGAAGCAUGGAACAAAUGGACAAAGCAGAUUCUGAUCCCACCCAGGAUGAUGAUGUUCGCAGACCACCACAGAGAAGAGAAGGCCGACGUCCAAGAGAAGCUGUGAUCUGGAAGAGACUUGCUUUUGCUGCUGCUGAUGAUGAGAGUGAUGAAAAGUCGGAAGAUUCAGCUGAUGCUGCAACAGAUCCAACAAUGGACACUCAAUCUGAAUCUGAUGAUACACACUCUUACAUUGCAUUUAAUGUAUGCCUUGGAAGUGGCCAACAUCAGUCGAGUUGCAGAGUUAAUGUCAUAUCAAUGGCGGCUCCUGUUUCUUCUCUAUCUACUUCAUGUGAAGUAGUUUCAAAAAUUGGCGAAAGCAAUUCUGCUGAAAUUGAGGCAGUUGUGACUGCAGGUCAUGCAGUUACUGGAACAGGGGCACAACAACAACAAUCUGGUACUCGCAUGGUUCCAUUGCUAUACAUCCAAGGACCUCCAACAUCAAUGAGAAUGGGUACUAAUUCAGUUACAACGCCUUCAGGAGCAAUCACUAGUACUGCCGGAGCACAGAAAAUAUCCAACACAGUACGUUCAGGAUCAACUUUAGUUGCGGCAGGCACACAGUUCAUUCCUGCUCUUAAUCCCAAACUCGGUGUCACGCAAGUUAUCAACUCAACAACAUCUGCAACUACUGCCGUGGUUAAUAAAUCAACAGCCAACUCUUCAAGUGGGCCCACUCAGCAACAUUUUGUAAUACAAGCUCCUAGAAAUUCUAUUUCUGGUACCUCUGGUACACCAACAAUUGUUCCAGUAUCUGGUAAAUCAACAAUUGCAUAUUUAGGCACUAUUAUUAAACCAGGUGUUGGAAAAACUGGAGAAGGUCAAAUUGUUCUUCCAGCUGGACAAAUUAUGCAAAAUUCCAAUCAAAAAUUGCUUUUGGCUAAUGUUCCUUUGCCAUUACCUCAAUUGACUUCUGCUCCUGUAGCAUCUGGAACUAAUACAUCAGUUUCACAGCAAGCAGCUACCAACAAAGUUACAAGUUUACUUGUCCCAAUGACUAUUCCUACUCAAAGUGGUACCAACAAAGGAGGAAUGAUCAAUUUGAAAAUUGCCAAUGGACAAAUCCAUGCAGAAGGCGGUGGUAAAAGUUCUGUUACUUUUGUGAGAGAAAAACCUUUAUCUGCAUCUACUUCAGGUCAAUUACCACCAUUGCAACCUAUUGCUAAACUAGCUCCAAAAACUGUUACAAAAAGCAAUGGAAUACUACUUACAGAUGCCACUUUAACACCCAUAAAUCCAGCAGUUCUUUCUAAACAUAAAAAGCCUAUUUUAGAUUCAGAAACUGAAAUUGAGAAUGCAAAAAAUCACAAGGCUGAAGAGAAAAAGAAGAGGAGUCAGGAUCUCAGUAAGUGUCUUCAAGAAGCAGUUGAUGCUAUAUUUUCUUCAAGUCCAAAAAAGGAGGAUGAUCAGGAAAUGCACGAUUUACAAGAAGAAGAAAAGAUGGAUAUCAAAGAAGUUAAAGAAGUUCAGGAUGCCAAAAACUCUAAUGACACUAAUUUUGUCACUGACAUAAAAGAUAUUAUUGACACUAGAGAUCAAAAGUGUGUACAUGAGUUUAAAGAAAAUAAGGAAUUAAGAAAUAGAGAUAUCAGAGACAUUGAAGGAAGGAAAAAUUCUAGCAAAAGAGAUGAAGAUGAAGUAACAUUAAUAAAAGUACUGCCGACAAAAGUCGAGGAGCCUAAAAGGCACAUACCAGAUGAUGAUGAUGUGAAAAUUGAACUCAUAAGACCUGAUCUCAAACCAUCAGAACAUAUCAAUGACAUCAAUAGUGAAGACUUUGAUCCUAUGAAUGCUUUAGAAUGGAAAGAUGGCAUUGGAACUCUACCUGGUAGUGCAUUGAAGUUUCGGAUGAAUGAGUUUGGUAUGAUGGAGAUGGUUGAUAAUGAUAGUGAUAGAAAAAAUUCUUGUUAUGAAACAAUUGAAAAUACUAAAGAUGAAGAGCAAUGUGAAGUAGUGAGUUUGGAGGAAGAACCACCUUCUGAGUUAGACGCUGACAUAAGGAAAGAAAAUAAAGAUGAUCUAAAGAAAGAUAAAGUCCCAGAAGAAAAACAACUUCGAAAACCAGGCACAUCUGAUGACAUUUACUAUUGUGAAGGCUGUGGUUGUUAUGGUUUAUCAUCAGAAUUCAUUAACACUCGAUUCUGUAGCUCUACUUGUAUUUCCACCUUCACACGCAAGAAAGCAGCUCAGACUAAGCGUGAGCGUGAACUACUUCAAUUACGGCUAAGACGCCGCAAAAAACGACUUAUACAGUUACUUCAACUACAAAAGGCUCAGCAGGAACGAGAUGAUAAUCCAGAGAAGAAAGAAGAGUCUCCACCCUCGCCUCCCCCUCCACCUCCACCACCUCCCCCACCACCUCCACCUCCUGUAUUACCCCUACCCCUUGCACCUCCAGUAGUCAGUUCCACCACUCCUUGCCCAGAAGAUGAUAAUUCAUCCAGUGAUGGAUCUCAGCUGUGCAUUUUGCAAACUCGUUUGCCAUGGCAGAUGGGUAAAAGUGGCUUUUCAUGGCCUAAAUACUUAGAACACUGUAAAGCUAAAGCAGCUCCAGUGAAAUUAUUCAAAGACCCCUUCCCUUAUACAAAAAAUGGCUUCCGUGUGGGUAUGAAACUGGAAGGAGUUGAUCCAGAACAUCCUUCAUAUUUCUGCGUUCUCACAGUAUCAGAUGUUCAAGGGUACCGUAUCAGGUUACAUUUUGAUGGAUAUUCAGAAAGUCAUGACUUUUGGGUUAAUGCAGACUCAAUGGACAUAUUCCCUCCUGGUUGGUGUGAAAAGAAUAACCAUACCCUACAUCCUCCAAGAGGUCAUACAACAGGGAACUUCAACUGGGCAAAUUACCUCAAGCAAAGUAAAGCACAAGCUGCACCUAGACAUCUUUUCAUGAAUAAAACUGGAAAUGCUGUUUGUCCUCAUGGUUUCCGAUUAGGAAUGAAAUUAGAAGCUGUUGAUCGUAAAAAUUCUUCUUUGGUUUGUGUUGCUUCAGUUUCUGAUCUAAUGGAUAAUAGAAUUCUGGUUCAUUUUGAUAGUUGGGAUGAUAUUUAUGACUAUUGGGCAGAUCCUACAUCUCCUUUCAUUCAUCCUGUUGGAUGGUGUGAAGAACAUGGUCAUGCCUUGACUCCUCCUAACAAUUACAAGGGCCAGCCAUUUUCCUGGGAUAGUUACUUGAAAGAAACAAAGUCAUCUGCUGCUCCAGCCCGAGCGUUUAAGCAAAGACCACCAUGUGGUUUUCGGAGGGGCAUGAAACUAGAAUGUGUGGACAAAUGGGUACCAAUGCUGAUAAGAGUUUGUUCCGUUGUGGAAGUAAUUGAUCACCAGAUUAAAGUCCAUUUUGAUGGAUGGCCAGAACAGUAUAGCUAUUGGCUUGAUGAUACAUCUCCUGAUAUUCACCCUAUGGGUUGGUGUCAGAAAACUGGCCAUCCUCUUGAACCACCUCUCACUUGGGAUGAGUCUACAAAUAAUGGUGAAUGUCCUACACCUGGCUGCAGAGGCUUAGGAAAUGUCAGAGGGCCCAAAUUUAUGACACACAAUACAGUAGCCAAUUGCCCAUAUGCUAUACAGAAUCUUCACAGAGAGAGUGUUAUUCCUGAUAGGCUUAUUGAGAAAGGAGAGAUAACUGAACGUAAAGAGAAUGUGUGCAAAGAAAUUGAGAAAAAAGAAAAAGAUGAUUGUCCUGUGCAGGAGAGUAAGCCAGUUGGUUUGGUUGUAAGGAGACCUGUUGGGCGACCUCCAAAGGUUCGCCGUGUGGGUGAAACAUCUGAAGAAAGCAAAGCACAAGCUCAGGAUCCUGAUUGGAGAAUUGAUGAUGAUGAUAAUUAUGAAAAAAGGAGAAAGAAAAGACGAAAUCUAUCAGGUGAACGAAGUAUUUCUCCUUCUAGCACUCAAGUUUCAAAUGCUUCGACUACUCCUCCAGCAGUUCCGGCAGGUCCAGAUUUAGAACAACUGCAGCAAGAGCUCCGUCAGUCAGUUAUUCAACCAGGUUAUGAACCUAAUCCUAACAACCUUAUGCCAUACCUCUGGACAAAACAUUCCCAGUACCUGAAUUCCUUCAUUGUCCAGCAUAAAGGUGCAGAUGCAUCUCAAUGGACGCAGGAUGAUGUAGUACAAUUUGUUACAUCUAUACCAGGUUGUGAAAACAAGGCAAAAGUCUUUAGUGAGCAGCAAAUUGAUGGAGAAGCGCUUUUAAUGAUGGCUCAAGAGGAUCUUGUUAAUGUGAUAGGCAUGAAACUUGGUCCAGCAAUAAAACUGUAUAACAGUAUUGUACUACUCCGUCAGAAAGUAAUUGGAGCAGCAAACAUCAUCGGCAUCAUUUUCUUUCGCUUUAGGGAAGCACAGAGUGACGUGCCUGAAUUUGUUGGUGUUAAAUUGCGUUUAUUGCAAGUCAAUUUUGUUUAUUUCGGCGUUUCUGUUCCGAAAAUUAAGAUGUCGCUGUAUCCCUCAUUAGAAGAUAUGAAGGUUGAUCAGAUGGCCCGGGCCCAAGUGCAGGCAGAAGCUGACUAUAUGUCUCAACAAAUGCCAGCUGCUGCACCUUUGCCAUACCCAGUGAACCCUUCUGCUCCUUCCAUGGGACCAGGUGUUGGUAGUGGCUUAUACCCAGCUCUCAGUGAAUUCAUGGGGCUUGAACUGUCAGAAGCUGCAAUUGCUGCUAACAUGCCUGAAUAUGCUGUGGCUGUACCCACUUCACAGGACCUAGUCACUGCAAGUGGGCCUUUGAUGGGGAUGGUAGCACCACUUUCUGGUCAAUCAUUGGGUCUUCAGCGAGCUCAGGUGACUCACGGCGUCAGAGAGUUGACACUCUGCAAAGAUGGUUCUGGGAAAGUUGGCUUAAGAGUGCGAGAUGUCAGCAAUGGAAUUUUUGUCUGUCUUGUUAUGAAAGAUUCCCCAGCUGCAAUUGCUGGCUUAAGAUUUGGAGAUCAAAUUCUCCAAGUUAAUGGCAUCACAGUGGCAGGAUUUUCAGCUGAUAAAGUACAUGAUUUAUUUCGGAAGAGUCCUGUAAAUGGAAUAUCUGUUGUGGUGAGGGACAGGCCGUUUGAACGCACUGUUACUCUUCAUAAGGAUAGCAUGGGUCACAUUGGAUUCCAUUUUAAAAAUGGGAAGAUUACAGGACUAGUCAAAGAUCUGUCAGCUGCUCGUAAUGGUCUACUUACUGACCAUCAUUUACUGGAGGUUAAUGGUCAAAAUGUAGUUGGAUUGAAGGAUAAAGAAAUUUCUGCUUUAAUUGACCAAGGUGGAAACAUCAUAACAGUAACAAUCAUACCAUCUUUUGUGUAUGAUCAUAUCGUUAAGAAGAUGGCAUCGUCCUUAAUAAAAGGAACUAUGGAUCACUCAAUUCCAGAAAUAUAAAUACAAGCAAUGUAUCAUUCCAGCUCUUUUAUCUAUCUAUUAAUUUUGUUAAUCAGUUUGUCUCUAUAAAGCAUUUUGUGUGCUAUUAUUUUAUCAUUAUAUUGCAUUGAUAUCCUACUGUGUAUUUGUCAGUGCACUGGUGCUCUAUGAAUUUGUUUUGUGAAGAGAUUUGGAAGGUCUGAUUAUGUGUGGAUGAAAUUGAGGAUUAAAACAAUUGUCUUUUAUUUUGUUGAUUUAUUGGCUGUGCUGUAAUAUAUUAUAUAACAUAAUGUUAGCAUUUGAUUUGUUUAAUAAUAUUUAAGGUCAUUAAUGGGUACUCUAUAAUUAAGUUAGAAUUGUAGCAUUUCAAGAACAUAUUAAUUAUCUGCUAAGAUGAUUUGAGUGCUACUGUUGAGGGGAUUUGGUACUAGUAUUAUACAUUAAAUUCCCUUUUUGUGAUUUGCCCAUAAUUUCUUAAACAUGAGAUCUGAACAUACUAAAGUUCUAUUAGGAUGAGUAGUUGGUGUAUUGCAAUAUAUUUUAUAAAUGCUGUUAUUGACCAACUAGCUGUAGCUAAUUCAAGAAAAUUUAUAGGGAUGAGCUCCCUCAUUUUUUUUAAAAAUUUUUGUUUGGAUUUAUGUUUGUACAUUUCUGAGCAUUGUUCCAUUACACAAAAGGGAUGUUAAAAUUGUGACAGAAUAUGUGCAGUAUUUCAACUUGCUCUUGCAGAGGAAUGCCAUAUCAUACAGGGUGGAAAUUUUUUGUGUGCCAUUAUUUUAGUCAAACCAUGUAUUAAUCCUGCAUUUAAAUGUUUGAUAUUUAGUUGUACUUAAAUUGUCUAAGACCUGUAAUCCCUUAAGCUUAAGAUGUUUCUACUAAUGUUCUAGUUGGCCUACAUACUCUUUAUGUGGCUGUAUUUGUAUUUCUUAUGCAAUAAAAUAUGUAUUUUGUUAAAUGAUUAUAUUCUUUUUCUUG
This is a messenger RNA of Gryllus bimaculatus (two-spotted cricket), 8498 nucleotides long. The record is from the annotation of a GenBank genome assembly. NCBI's taxonomy places the organism in Eukaryota, Metazoa, Arthropoda, Insecta, Orthoptera, Gryllidae.